GAGAAUCUUUCUUGUUAAUUAUGCAUUGACAUAAAUUAUGCAAAAUUUGUGAAGUUCUUACGAUAAUAUACAAAAAUUGCAUAAACCGACAAUUAAGUUACUAAUGUCGUUUGAAACUGGACCGAAAGAACUAUUUAUUUAGGAUUUGAAACAUUAACGCUUUCAGGUCAGCCCAUUCACAGUGUACAGCAUUGUACUGACUGCAGAAGAGUUCUUAUAAUCAACAUUUUUACAGAUAUACAACAAGCCUUGUGCAUGUUUUCUUCAAGAAAAAGAUGGAAAUAUUGGAGAUUACAUUUGAUGGUGUUUGUUGUGAUCGGAGUGCUUAUGCUAGGGGAAUACCUUAUUUACUUCCUUUUCUCAUUAUCUUGGAAUAUUCCUUUGAAAAAAUCACCAACUGACUUGAAACUGCUAAUUUUGUCAGAUCCUCAGAUACAGGGUUUUAAGAAUGAAAAAUCUGGAGUUAUUGGUUAUAUCACGAGAUGGGAUGCUUGUCGAUACCUGAAGAAGACAUUUUCAUAUGAUGAGCCAAUAUCAACCAGAUGUUGUUGUCAUUUUAGGAGAUUUGUUGGAUGAAGGAUACGUAGCCUCGGACGAAGAAUUUUUUCAAUAUGAAGAAUGGUUUAAAGAUAUCUAUGAUGUCGAUCCAUCCACAAGGAUUUUAUUAGCUGGAGAUAAUGAUGUUGGUGGAGAAGAUGAACCAAUUGACAUUCACAAACUAAAAAGGCAUGAAAAAUACUUUGGUCCAGUAAAUGAGAUUGUUACUGUCAAGAAUUGGCAAUUUUUUAAAGUGAAUACACUCGGUUUUCUACGAUAUGAAUUUACUUCGCAACAUGAGAAGAAUGCAAUGGAAAGUCUUAACACAUUCAUGGCAACUGCUUUGAGAAAACUUGACAAAAAUAAACACACUUUGGUUUUCAGUCAUCUCCCUUUACGCUACUGGGAUGCAUAUUUUGCAGUGAAGGUAAUGAAUAACAUCAAACCAAAAGCUAUAUUUUCUGGUCAUGAUCACAAGGCAGGAUUUUAUAAAAUAUCAAAAAAUAUAUGUCACAAUUGGAAAUCGGGGAUUUUACAUUGGGAAUUUUAUUUUCAGGCUAAAUACAGAAUGUAUAAAACUGGAAUAUUUUCUACAGAAGAAUAUGUUCAACCCACUUGCAGUUACAGAAUGGGUAGCAUUCAUAUGGGAAUUGGUGUUGUUAUACUGGAAGAAAAUGGUUCUUUCCAUUACACAAUAUUGAAAUUACCUCAAAGAUUUUUUUAUCUUAUUUUAUAUGCUGUAGUGUCAGUUCUAUGUUUGCUGUAUAUUUUACUGUCAGUACUUUGCAAAAUACCAAGAUUUAACUCAUGAGUAAUGUCUCAUGUUGUAAAAUAUAAUGGAUAUGAAAAUUUUAUGAUUACAGUCAAUUGACAUAACUGUGCUCUUUUAGUAAAAUGUAUGUACUGAGCAAUAUUUGAUACCUUUAUAGAAAGAUGUAAUUGUUUGGAAUAAAUUAAUCACUAUCAUA
This is a messenger RNA of Xenia sp. Carnegie-2017, 1505 nucleotides long. Its product is annotated as metallophosphoesterase 1 homolog. Gene Ontology annotation, biological process: GPI anchor biosynthetic process. The transcript has 8 exons. Lineage: Eukaryota; Metazoa; Cnidaria; Anthozoa; Malacalcyonacea; Xeniidae. Gene Ontology annotation, molecular function: hydrolase activity. The record is from RefSeq and is a predicted model, not a curated record. Gene Ontology annotation, cellular component: endoplasmic reticulum. Bases 521 to 1348 code for a protein of 275 amino acids.